Molecule: messenger RNA, 3060 nt
Organism: Paramisgurnus dabryanus
Lineage: Eukaryota; Metazoa; Chordata; Actinopteri; Cypriniformes; Cobitidae
Gene: tnpo2b
Product: transportin 2b
Biological process (GO): protein import into nucleus
Molecular function (GO): small GTPase binding
Source: RefSeq, a predicted model, not a curated record
AGCCGCGCAGAAUCACACCGUGCGAUUAACGCGUCCGCCAUGCAUCAGGCGCCACCGGCGACCGAGGAAUAACACCCGACACCGACCGAAACGCGCAGAAACCACGCACAAUACCGGGACGAGCGAUUUCCGCAGUGCGUUACCGCGUUCUGACGGCCAGCAUCGUUUGUGUACCGGCAGAAACAGAGAGAGAGAGACAGCGCGAUCGACAAAUUGAAGAGGAUGGAGUGGCAGCCGGAUGAACAGGGAUUACAGCAGGUGCUACAGCUUCUCAAAGACUCCCAGUCUCCAGAUACGGCCACACAGAGAGCCGUUCAGGAGAAACUGGAGCAGCUGAAUCAAUAUCCUGACUUCAACAAUUAUCUCAUCUUUGUUCUCACCAGCCUCAAAUCAGAAGAUGAGCCCACUCGAUCUCUGAGCGGUCUGAUCCUAAAGAACAAUGUGAAGGCUCAUUACCAGAACUUUCCUCCCCCUGUGGCCGACUUCAUCAAGAGGGAGUGUCUCAACAACAUCGGAGACCCGUCCCCUCUCAUUCGCGCCACCAUUGGUAUUCUCAUCACUACUAUCGCCUCUAAAGGGGAGCUGCAAACGUGGCCAGAACUGCUGCCGCAACUCUGCAAUCUCCUGAACUCAGAGGAUUACAACACCUGCGAGGGGUCAUUCGGCGCGCUGCAGAAGAUCUGUGAGGAUUCGUCUGAGCUGUUGGACAGCGAUGCUUUGAAUCGACCUCUCAACAUCAUGAUUCCUAAAUUCCUGCAGUUCUUUAAACACUGCAGCCCAAAAAUCAGGUCUCAUGCUAUAGCGUGCGUGAAUCAGUUCAUUAUCGGCAGAGCUCAGGCUCUGAUGGACAACAUCGACACAUUCAUAGAGUCUCUGUUUGCACUGGCUGGUGACGAAGACUGUGAAGUGAGGAAGAAUGUGUGCCGAGCAUUGGUUAUGCUGCUGGAGGUCCGAAUUGACCGCCUGAUACCCCAUAUGCACAGCAUCAUACAGUACAUGUUGCAACGCACACAGGACGCAGAUGAGAACGUGGCGCUGGAGGCUUGUGAGUUCUGGUUAACUCUUGCUGAACAGCCCAUCUGUAAGGAGGCUCUGUCCGGUCACCUGGUCCAACUCAUUCCCAUCCUGGUGAACGGAAUGAAGUACUCAGAGAUUGACAUCAUCUUGUUGAAGGGUGACGUGGAGGAGGAUGACAAUGUUCCCGACAGCGAGCAGGACAUCAAGCCUCGCUUCCACAAAUCCCGUACCGUCACCCUGCAGCACGAGGGAGGAGAGGGUGAGGAGGGAGAAGAUAUCGAUGAAGAUGAGGAUGAUGAUGACGACACCCUGUCAGACUGGAACCUGCGUAAAUGUUCUGCGGCUGCGCUGGACGUGCUGGCUAACGUGUUUCGGGACGAUUUGUUGCCGCACCUGCUGCCACUUUUGAAGGGUCUGCUGUUCCAUCCGGACUGGGUCAUUAAAGAAUCGGGAAUACUGGUGCUGGGAGCCAUCGCUGAAGGCUGCAUGCAGGGCAUGGUGCCGUACUUGCCUGAACUCAUCCCACACCUGAUCCAGUGUCUGUGCGAUAAGAAGGCUCUCGUGCGCUCCAUCGCCUGCUGGACUCUCAGCCGCUACGCACACUGGGUGGUGAGCCAGCCGCCGGACGCCCAUCUUAAACCACUCAUGACAGAAUUGCUCAAACGCAUCUUAGAUGGCAACAAGCGGGUGCAGGAGGCGGCCUGCAGUGCGUUCGCAACACUGGAGGAAGAGGCUUGCACGGAGCUGGUGCCGUACCUCAGUUUCAUUUUGGACACUUUGGUGUUUGCAUUUGGGAAAUAUCAGCACAAGAACCUACUCAUCCUAUAUGACGCCAUCGGCACGCUGGCAGAUUCAGUCGGACAUCACCUGAACCAACCGGAAUAUAUUCAGAAACUGAUGCCGCCUCUCAUUCAAAAAUGGAACGAACUAAAAGAUGAAGACAAAGAUCUUUUUCCUUUGCUGGAGUGUUUGUCAUCUGUGGCUACAGCAUUACAAAGCGGUUUCCUACCAUACUGUGAGCCGGUCUAUCAGCGCUGCGUUACCCUGGUCCAGAAAACACUCGCACAAGCCAUGAUGUACAGUCAGCAGCCAGAUCAGUAUGAAGCUCCAGAUAAGGAUUUUAUGAUCGUCGCACUAGAUCUGCUCAGCGGGCUGGCCGAGGGUCUCGGUGGUCAUGUGGACCAGUUGGUCGCACGAAGCAACAUCAUGACCCUUCUCUUCCAGUGUAUGCAGGACACAAUGCCGGAGGUGAGACAGAGCUCAUUUGCUCUGCUGGGUGACCUGACCAAGGCCUGUUUUCCACACGUCAAGCCAUGCAUUGCUGAGUUCAUGCCCAUCCUGGGGACGAAUCUGAACCCCGAGUUCAUCUCUGUGUGUAAUAAUGCAACCUGGGCCAUCGGAGAGAUCUGCAUGCAGAUGGGUGUGGAGAUGCAGCCAUAUGUGUCCCUAGUUCUUCCUCACCUGGUGGAGAUCAUAAACAGACCCAACACUCCCAAAACACUACUGGAGAAUACAGCAAUCACAAUUGGUCGCCUAGGCUAUGUUUGUCCACAGGAAGUUGCUCCUAUGUUGCAACAGUUCAUCAGGCCCUGGUGCACAUCGUUAAGGAACAUCAGAGAUAAUGAAGAGAAAGACUCCGCCUUUAGAGGCAUCUGCGUGAUGAUUGGUGUAAAUCCUGGGGGUGUGGUCCAGGAUUUUAUCUUCUUCUGUGAUGCGGUGGCCUCCUGGGUCAGCCCUAAAGAUGACCUGAGGGACAUGUUUUACAAGAUCUUGCAUGGUUUUAAGGACCAGGUUGGUGAGGAGAACUGGCAGCAGUUCUCAGAACAGUUCCCACCCAUCCUGAAGGAACGCCUCUCUGCAUGCUAUGGCGUGUAGCCCCGCCCCUCUGCUUCACACACAGCACACGCUGUCAGUUGAACCUUUAGGAGGGGGGUACUCAUCCAUCUGUGUAUUGCACUGCCCUGAUCGUGGGGGAGAGGGACGCGAUUGGCCGCUCCGCCUGACGGACAGAUCCCACGCCCUUUGUGUGUCCAUGAGGGUGGG